AUUCCAAAAUCUUCCUCAUUUACAACACGGGUGCACAGGGCUGCCUGGAGACGAAGGACUCGCUGGUGAGACUGGCCAAGGGCUGCAACACCAGUACCCCAGCCCAGCAGUGGAAAUGGGUCUCAAGAAAUCGUCUCUUCAAUGUGGGGGCCAUGCAGUGCCUGGGGGUGUCAUGGCACGGGGCCAACACCACAGUGGCAGGGCUGCACCCUUUGGCCACCUACGAGUGUGACCGAGAGUCUGUCAACAUGCGCUGGAGCUGCCGCGGCCUCGGGGAGCAGCUCUCCCAACAUCUGGGUGCCCGACCAGGCAAUUCCUCCCUGGACAGGGGAGACCAGGCACAUGGCUCACAGUGGAGGACGUACGGCACCGAGGAGGAUCUGUGCUCCGUGCCCUACUCUGAGAUUUACACCAUCCAGGGCAACUCACAUGGGAAGCCGUGCACCAUCCCAUUCAAGUACGAUAACCAGUGGUUCCACGAGUGCACCAGCACAGGACGGGAGGACGGUCAUCUCUGGUGUGCCACCACCCAGGACUACGGCAAGGACGAGCGAUGGGGCUUCUGCCCCAUAAAGAGCAACGACUGCGAGACCUUUUGGGACAAGGACCACCUCACCAACAGCUGCUACCAGUUCAAUUUCCAGUCAACGCUGUCGUGGCGGGAGGCCUGGAAUAGUUGUGAGCAGCAAGGGGCCAACCUGCUCAGCAUCACCGAGAUCCACGAGCAGACUUACAUCAAUGGGCUGCUGACAGGGUACAGCUCCACACUCUGGAUUGGGCUCAAUGACCUGGACAUCAAUGGAGGCUGGCAGUGGUCGGACAACUCGCCCCUCAAGUACCUCAACUGGGAGAGCGACCAGCCAGACAACCCCAGCGAGGAGAACUGUGGGGUGAUCCGCACCGAGUCAUCUGGGGGGUGGCAGAACCGUGACUGCGGCAUCGCCCUCCCCUACGUCUGCAAGAAGAAGCCCAACGCCACCGCUGACCCCUUCCUGACAGACUCGUGGUCAGAGGUGAAGGUGGACUGUGAGCCCAGCUGGCAGCCCUUCCAGUCCAACUGCUACCGCCUGGUGGGAGAGAAGAAGAGUUGGCAGGAGGCGAAGAAGACCUGCCUGCGGAGCGGGGGGGACCUGGUCAGCAUCCACACCCUCUCCGAGCUGGAGUUUGUCACCAAGCAGGUCAAGCAAGAUGUGGAGGAGCUGUGGAUUGGCCUCAAUGACCUCAAGCUGCAGAUGAACUUUGAGUGGUCGGAUGGGACACCCGUGAGGUUCACCUACUGGCAUCCCUUUGAGCCCAACAACUUCCGUGACAGCCUGGAAGACUGCGUGACCAUCUGGGGACCAGAAGGAAGGUGGAAUGACAGCCCGUGCAACCAGACCCUGCCGUCCAUCUGCAAAAAACCUGGUCGGGUGAGCCAGGAGAAGGAGGAGGAUGACCAUGGGUGCCGAAAG
Antrostomus carolinensis (chuck-will's-widow) is the source of this 1451-nucleotide messenger RNA. RefSeq names its product mannose receptor C-type 2 (gene MRC2). The record is from RefSeq and is a predicted model, not a curated record. Lineage: Eukaryota; Metazoa; Chordata; Aves; Caprimulgiformes; Caprimulgidae. The transcript is spliced from 8 exons. The annotation marks the transcript as partial.